AUGAAGUCCAGUGUGUUUACGUUAGUGGCUAUAUUAGCCAUUGUUUCGACAACAAUCCCCUCCGCACAUGGCCUAAUGGAGGAUGCCAUUUUAGAGUUUUUGGAUGAGCUAAAAAUGCGUAUGUGCCAUCCCAUACCUAAAUUUGGAUUACCCGCCUUGGAUCCGCUACGAAUUGGUCAUGUUGAAGCCGAAAUGGAUAAUAAAUAUAUUGUCGAUUUCACGGGUUCUGUAACAGAUUUAGAAUUAACAGGCUUGUCUGAUUUUGAGGUGACAUCUCUAAAAAUUACAACCACACCAUUGCGUCGUUCAAAUAUAGAAAUUGUAUUACCCAAAGCGGUAUUGAAAACAUUGUACACCGCAAAGGGCUCCAUUGCUCGUGUUGUUAAUAUGAAUGGUGAUGGUGAAGCUGAGGGUUAUAUUCAGGAUGGUAGAGUAGCAAUUUCCUGGAUUUUCAGCAUUGGUCUCAGCAGUGUUGGUAUUCGCAGUUUAACCAUUGAAAUUAGCCUUGGUGGUCUGUGGGUAAAUAUUGAAGAUAUCAUUGAAGAGCCAAGAAUCAAUGACUUUUUGCAUGCCGUAAUCAAUGAAUUGGGAAUUGAGUUAUUAAACGAUGUCUGGGUGGAAGCUCAAGAUAUGGGUGCUGUAAAAUUUGUUGAAAAUAAAAUUAAUGGCAUUAUGGGCGCAUACUCCCUUACCGAUCUCUUGAAAAUAAUUGGCGGCAUUGUGUCUGGUGGCGGUGGCGAAGGUGGCGGUCCUUUCGAUGGCAUUCCACCAGAUUGCAAACAAAAUAUUGUUGCAGCUUAAGACUGGAUUUGCAUUCAA
Molecule: messenger RNA, 819 nt
Organism: Musca vetustissima
Lineage: Eukaryota; Metazoa; Arthropoda; Insecta; Diptera; Muscidae
Exons: 5
Coding region: 1-801 (266 amino acids)
Source: RefSeq, a predicted model, not a curated record